Molecule: messenger RNA, 2013 nt
Organism: Anopheles darlingi
Lineage: Eukaryota; Metazoa; Arthropoda; Insecta; Diptera; Culicidae
Product: EF-hand domain-containing protein 1-like
Exons: 3
Coding region: 1-2013 (670 amino acids)
Biological process (GO): cilium-dependent cell motility; mitotic spindle organization; mitotic cytokinesis
Cellular component (GO): mitotic spindle; axoneme
Molecular function (GO): alpha-tubulin binding
Source: RefSeq, a predicted model, not a curated record
AUGGAGGGAUUACCGAAGCUACCCGGUAAUGACUUCGCGAACAGGUUGCGCCAAAAACAUCAUGUACCCCAGAGUUUCAAGUACAUCAACGGAUACCCAAUUCCGGUUCGACCGGAGUGUGGUCUCGGUGGUGAGCGGUUGAACGAGGAUUCAAUCCAGUUCUGUCCAGGAGACAGUAGCAACGAUACCGUGCUUUAUGAUCCGAUCCUUACGUACGGUCGCGUACGCCAUUUGCCAGUCAAGCCGUAUCGACCACACUUUGUGCUGUAUGAUCAGAAGACGCUGAACUUUCGAGCAUUUUUCCGGCAGGCCGUACCGGAAUCGGCCACCGAAACAUUCCGCAUUCGGUACGUCAACAUAUUAUACUUCCUAGAGGAUGACACGAUGACGGUGCUGGAGCCAACGAUCGAAAACUGUGGCUACCCCCAAGGCCGCUUGGUAAGGCGUGGUAAAAAGCUCCGAAAUGAGGACCGAGGUGAAUUCUACACCUGGAAAGAUCUCAACAUUGGCAUCAACGUAGAGAUGCAUGGGUACGUGUUUCACAUUACCGAUUGCGAUGCAUACACGAAGGAGUUUCUCCUUAGCAACGGUAUCGAACUGAACGAAAUCGAACUGCUACCACCGGAUCCGGCCAUGAAUGAACGAUCGAUCGCACAACGGCAAACAUUCCGGCACCACAAGAUGUAUCCGGAGCCGGAUGAUAAGCUGCGCAAGUAUCUCGAGUACCAGGGCAAGGUGUUACACUUCGAUUGUGUGCUGGACGAACGUGAUCGAGAAGGAGGCGGCGAAAUGAUGACCUACAAACUGUUCUACUAUCUCGAAGAUGACACCGUAUCGAUCAAGGAGUUGAAAGAAAACCAAGAAGGAAGGGAUUACUUUCCUAUGCUGCUCCGAAAACAGAAGCUUCCCAAAAAUUGGAAAGAUAAUCCUGUGUCCUAUCCAUCAAUCUUCCUGGAGAAAACGGACCACGAAGUGUCGGAGUACCAUUCGCCAAAAGAUCUCAUCGUUGGCACCACACUGUUCGUGUAUGGGCGCAAAUUUCUCCUGCUGGACUGCGAUGGUUUUACGCGCAGCUACUACGAGAAAGCACUCAAGAUCGUGCAACCGGAUCGGGUCACUUUGGCGACUCCGGAACCUAGAACACCUAGGCUAGAUGUUCCGCUGUAUCUGGGUCUCGGUACGCCCGAAGAUUCACUCGCAUCGCACCAUAGUCUGGUACCAAAGAGCCCGAAAAAGGACGUCGUUACCUAUCUGGUAAACGUGAACAAGUUUCUGCGCUAUGGAUGCGUGCUGGAUACGGCUCAUCCCGAGGACAAAAUACGCCGGUUCGUACUCAGCCUUUCGCUAGCCGACGGCACCAUCUCGAUUAUGGAGUCCGCUAUCGACAACUCGGGCAUACGGGGAGGUCGCUUUCUGUCGCCACGCAAAAUUUGGCUGCCCGAUUGUAACCCUAACGAGCCGAGCUACUACACGGCCAAAGACCUGUACAUUGGGGCCACAAUUGUUGUGUUUGCGCAUCGGUUUCGCAUCGUCAGUGCCGAUCUUUACGUGUACCGGUACAUGCAGGCCCAUCCAGAAAUGUUUGCUCCGAACGCGAUCGAGAGCGUGCGCGAUUAUCUGCUCACGGAGGGUCACCUGCGCGAAGAUCUGCGACAGGCGACGGACACCGAGUAUCAGAAACUGGCGGAAACUGCGAAGCCCACCGAUGCCGGUGAGGCAGCCACAGAUGAGGUAAAGCGACGGUUAACAGGCUUUGAGAUAAGCGAACCGUCCAGACCGGUAUCACCGCUUGCUCCGGAGCGCACAGAAUCACCACGGCUUCCGUCGCCAACGAUGAAACAUCCCUGUCCUCAUCCGAUCAUACCGGACGAAGAGAUACGAAAAGCGUACCACACAAACGAACCGGAAGAGUUGGCCAUUCAAGCAAAUCGACCGAACGAUACGCCAACACAGCCAGAGUCGCCAGCACACGAUGCAAAAGGCAAAAAAACGGUUCGCUUUCUCGAAGAUUAA